GUUGGCGGCGCCGCCAUGGAGGUGCUGACGUUCCGGCGCUGCAGCCCCGCCGACAUCGCUACCUGCCUCCGCGGCCGCGUCCGGGCCGGCUGCGAAGCCCGCAGCCUGGCCAAGGGCGACCUGUUCCCCGGCCCGAAGAUGCCUGUCAACAUUGACAUCGUGUAUCCCCAAAUAUUUGAAGGCUUUCUCCCUGUUUGUAACUUGUUUAUUCACAUGGAGCUCUUUCUCCCGGUGUGCCGUGUUAAUGACUUUGAGAUUGCUGAUGUUCUAAGUCCAAAAGCAAAGAGGACAGCUCGCUUCUUGAGUGGCAUUCUCAACUUUAUACAUUUCCGAGAAUCACGCUGUGGAGUCUACUUGGAUUUACAGGUGAACUAUAAAUGAGCUGUGGAGUAACUGCAACAGCUGGAGACAGCAAAUCAAGAGGCAGCAGUGAAGCUGGAGAAGCUGAACACUGUUCCUGUAGAAGAGCAAGCAGAGUUCAGGCAGCUGUCUGAUGACAUUCAGGAAUUGCAGCAACUGCUAAACCACGACUAUCGUCGGAAAACGACAGCUUUGCAAGAAGUGAUCUCACAAAAAAAGUCAGAUAUUGCGGAGAGGACCCGAAAAUUGCCUUUACAGACUUCUCUGGUAUACGCGUGAACAAACAUACGUCUGUCGCCCGUUAGACUGCGCCUCUGCGUCCACUCUUGCCUAUUUGGGGCCUAUGGAUUAGAGGCAAGAUCACUUCUUGAUCCAGCUGGUGUCGGACGAAGAAGCCAGCGUCUGGCACGUGGAGUUGCUGUGUGUUUUCAUGCAAGCAGAUACCUCCCUAGGCAAAUGGCAGUGUUAGGCAAAUGACAGGAUUUUAUUUGCACCUCCCUUUAUUCUGGUCUGUAUAUACACUUUGGUAUCAAAACACAAGUCAUUUCCAAGAAUACUUUGAUAAUGUGUAGGCAAUACGUUUUAUGUUAAAAGAUUCCAGCUUCAGCGAUAUAUGAUACAAACCUUAAAAUUCAGGAGGAUUUUCUAGGUCUGUAAGGGGACAAACAUGCAAAAUGUUCCUAAACCAGUGGCGGUGUAGCGGGGUCCCACUGCAGGAGGACAGAUGGCAUCUUUUCACCGUUGCUGGUGUAAGAAAGGAAGAAAACAGGACCCGGUGGGAUCCCAGGUUCCUGAAAGCCCUAAAUGAGCAAAACGCUUCAGCCCGUGCUAAUCCAGCAUGAUUGAGGCCCGCUCCGAGCAGUCCUUAGGGUCGGGACCAAACCUACCUGCUGAUGCCAGUUGUGGCGCAUGAAGGAUCUGGGUGCUCGUCUGCGCAGGGCAGGUGUUGGCAUUGCCCCUCGCUGGCCUGCAAGGGGCUCGUGGGGCGCUCAGGAGAAUCCGAGAAGUACCUGCUACAGGAAUUAGACGCCUCUGGAAUUUUAGCGACUGGUCAAAAUCCUCAUUUAGGCCAUUAAAUCGA
Molecule: messenger RNA, 1441 nt
Organism: Rhea pennata
Lineage: Eukaryota; Metazoa; Chordata; Aves; Rheiformes; Rheidae
Product: kinetochore protein Nuf2-like
Exons: 9
Biological process (GO): mitotic spindle organization; meiotic chromosome segregation; attachment of mitotic spindle microtubules to kinetochore
Cellular component (GO): Ndc80 complex; kinetochore
Molecular function (GO): protein-containing complex binding
Source: RefSeq, a predicted model, not a curated record